Anolis sagrei ordinatus is the source of this 2078-nucleotide messenger RNA. RefSeq names its product dihydrouridine synthase 3 like (gene DUS3L). The record is from RefSeq and is a predicted model, not a curated record. Gene Ontology annotation, biological process: tRNA processing. Gene Ontology annotation, molecular function: flavin adenine dinucleotide binding; metal ion binding; RNA binding. NCBI's taxonomy places the organism in Eukaryota, Metazoa, Chordata, Lepidosauria, Squamata, Anolidae.
GAGAAACCCGGAAGUGGGCCGGAAGUGGAUGAGGAAAAGAGUGCCUUUCCCUCCCACGUGGCUUCUAGAGGAUGCCCAGAAGCCCUGCCAUGGAGGCCAGUGGGGUGGCCCCUAUUAAAGCCCAAUAUCUUUCGACAAAAGAAGCGUUUCGCUCUUGCCUCGACCAGGCAGGAGAGUCCGAAAGGAACAAAGAGGCAGAGGAGAAGGAGGACGUUCUAGAGAAGAAUGCGGAGCAAAGCAAAGACGAACCUCUUCCCAAAAUUCAAAAAGUGGAAGAUGAUGAGAACCAAAAAGCAGGGGAUGAGGAUCAAAGCAAGCCAGGGCGAAAGCGGGCGAGAGGGCAGAACAAGAGCCGGCCCUGCAUGAAGCCCACCCACUUCGAGAAGGUCCGCCUGUGUCCCUCGGUGGUCCAGGAGCGCACUGAGAAGUGUUUCUUCGGCCCACGGUGCCGCUUCCUUCACGAUGUGGAGGAAUACCUGGCGGCGAAGCCCCCGGACCUGGGCAACCACUGUGUGCUCUUCCAAACCUUCGGCAAGUGCACUUACGGGGCCACAUGCCGCUUUGCCGGUGCGCAUUUUGGGCCGGACCGGAAGAACGCAGUGGACACAGAGCGCGUGAAAGAGUGGGAGGGGAAGACAGCGGUCCGGAACAGUCUGAGCAAGGAGCUCCAGCAGAGGCUGCGCAAGAGGAAGUUCCCCUUUGAGAAGGCGCAGAGAUAUCUCUGCCACCUCAGCAAAACCAACGCCGGGGACCGAGACAGAUUGGACUGCAAACCUAUUGAUGCUGAAGCACCAGAUGCGGAACAGCUGCCAAAUGAAGACACCGCAUCACCAACUAGGCUGGAUUCAGAUCCUCUGGUGGAUGCGAUGCUUCCCAAAACCUUGGGUGCUGUGACAGAUGAAGACCUCGUGAAGCUGAGACCCAGUGAGAAGCGAAAGCUGGAUCUUGAUGGCAAGCUUUAUUUGGCUCCUUUAACUACGUGUGGCAACUUGCCUUUCCGGAGGAUCUGCAAGCGCUACGGGGCAGACGUCACCUGUGGAGAGAUGGCCGUCUGCACCAAUCUGCUGCAAGGGCAGUCAUCCGAAUGGGCUUUGCUGAAGAGGCACCACACAGAGGACCUCUUUGGCGUCCAGCUGGAAGGUGCCUUUCCGGACACAAUGACCAAGUGUGCCGAACUCCUCAACCGUACCAUCGAGGCAGACUUUGUCGACAUCAACGUCGGCUGCCCCAUUGACCUCAUCUAUAACAAGGGCGGAGGAUGCGCCUUAAUGGCCCGCACCAACAAGUUCGAGCAGAUCGUCCGUGGCAUGGACUACGUGCUGGACGUGCCACUGACUGUCAAGAUCCGGACCGGCCUCCAAGAGAAAGCCCACUUGGCCCACAAGGUCAUCCCCAGGCUCCGGGAAUGGGGAGCCUCCAUGGUCACGCUUCACGGCCGCUCGAGAGAGCAGAGGUACACCAAAGUGGCCGACUGGGAAUACAUUGCGGAGUGUGCCAAAAUUGCCAGCCCGAUGCCUCUCUUUGGAAACGGGGAUAUCUUCUCAUUUGAAGAUGCUGACCGAGGCCUGGAGACGGGUGUUUCGGGACUGAUGAUCGCCAGGGGAGCCCUGAUCAAGCCCUGGAUCUUCACCGAAAUCAAGGAGCGCCGCCAUUGGGACAUCUCCUCCUCCGAGCGGCUGGAGAUCCUCAAGGACUACACCCACUAUGGCUUGGAGCACUGGGGCUCCGACACUCAAGGCGUGGAGAAAACCCGCAAGUUCCUGCUGGAAUGGCUCUCCUUCCUCUGCCGGUACAUUCCAGCCGGUUUACUGGAGCGCUUGCCACAGCGGAUCAACGAGAGGCCCCCAUAUUACAUGGGCCGGGACUACAUGGAGACCCUCAUGGCCAGCCAAAAUGUGGACGACUGGAUCAAGAUCAGUGAGAUGCUUUUGGGUCCCGUCCCGUCCGGCUUCAUUUUCCUGCCGAAGCACAAGGCCAAUUCGUACAAAUAGGGUCGCCGCUGGAAGCAUCCCAAUGGAAACGGGUGGCUCUUUUGGUUUCUUGGAUCAUAAUAAAGAAAAGAAAGACUGUGUUUUUAA